This is a messenger RNA of Fraxinus pennsylvanica, 576 nucleotides long. Lineage: Eukaryota; Viridiplantae; Streptophyta; Magnoliopsida; Lamiales; Oleaceae. The record is from the annotation of a GenBank genome assembly.
AUGUUCAAGAACACGUUCCAGUCUGGUUUCCUCUCAAUUCUCUACAGCCUUGGGAGCAAGCCUUUACAGAUAUGGGAUAAAGAAGUUGUCGAUGGCCACAUCAAACGAUUGCCAGAUGAAGACAUACAAUCUAACAUUCUCGAAAUAGUUGGGUCAAAUGUCCAGUCUACUUUUAUUACAUGUCCAGCGGAUCCCAAUGCAACACUUGGUAUAAAGCUACCAUUCUUAGUCCUGAUUGUGAAAAAUAUGAAGAAGUACUUCACGUUUGAAAUUCAGGUGCUGGAUGAUAAGAACGUCCGCCGAAGAUUUCGAGCUUCUAAUUUUCAAGCUGUCACACGAGUCAAACCUUUUAUCUGCACCAUGCCCUUGAAACUGGAUGAGGGAUGGAAUCAAAUCCAGCUGAAUCUCACUGAUUUGACUAGACGAGCAUAUGGAACCAACUAUGUCGAAACACUGAGAGUUCAGGUUCAUCCAAAUUGCCGUCUAAGGAGGAUAUAUUUCUCCGACCGCCUUUAUUCAGAGGAGGAACUCCCACCAGAAUUCAAGCUGUACCUUCCUAUGCAGCAGAAGAUGUGA